CUUUAUGAUCCCGGGAUCUCCCACUUCCCUCAGCAGACAGCAGCCAGCAACACAGGCGAACACAGCUCUCUCUCUCUCACACAAACACACACACACUCUCUCUCACUCUCACGUUGCCUCUGCCUGCAGCUGCAACACAUCCAGAGACCACAGAGAGACCACAACAACAGCCGGACCUCAGACGCUGGUGUCCCCGCAUCUACAUCGAGUUAAAGGAUCCCAGCAGGACAAACACACCGUCCGCUGCAGCUUGCACCAACAAGGGAAUCUAAGGCUUUAUUGAAAAUAUAGAGCCACUGGGGAAGACUUGUAUCUACUUUCUAUUUACUCUGGUGAUCCUUCUCCGUCGUGCCACAAUGUCCGAGGUGCUGCCAUACAACGAGGGGAAAAUGAACGGCUACGGGGCGGACAGCGAGGUCAGUCAGAUGUCCUUUAGCUGCGGACUGCAGGACACAAGCGCCUUUUUCGCUGCGUCGCAGGCGAAAAGACCACCAAAGCUUGGACAGAUCGGCAGAGCCAAGCGAGUGGUCAUCGAGGAUGACCGAAUAGACGAGGUCCUGAAGGGGAUGACAGACAAGUCUGCACCCGGCGUUUAAACAUGAGCGAGUCUUGCAGACUUUUUAUUUUUGAUCACCGAUUUGAAGCACUUGUCGGCUGUGCAUGUUCGAGGAUUGCAGGAGAAUAACGACGGCACGAAGCGAGGAUGGAGUGACUGACGAACGGCAAUUAAAAGAGCAAAGAACGGAGGGAAAAUGGAGAAGGAUGAAGGUUGAUAAAUGAAUAUGACAGAGAGGAUGAAAGAAAGAGAAGAAGAGGGAGAGACUCUGGAAAAGAUCAAGAUUUAUCAUGGGAUUGCUGGCAAUUCUCCAAAAGAAUCCCGAUUUUAGGCACUGCUGCGCAGCGAGAUGUUGAGAUGGCGGACUCUGCUCUGUAUCUAACAUCUGCUGACUUUAAUGAUGGAUGAACUUGUCAUUACUUCACGACCAUCUAUUUUUCCUUUCAAACAGCGUUGUAGGCAACAAAAUACUGCAACUGGAGGCUGAAGCUAAAUCCCAGCCCUAUUUCAAUAAGUUGUACAGUACAGUAGGUAGGCUAGGCUCUCAGACGUCCCCCUUCUCCCCCCCCUCCUUUAGGCUCUGCUUUGUUGAUUCAGUCAGCGACGGUGCAUUCAAGGGAGCUGUCCUUUCAGCACUGGUCCAAUGCAUUCCUGUUGCUGCUAACGCUUUUUAAAAACAGACCAACCAAACUCUCGGGUCUGCUAAAUAGAGGAGACACAUUGUAUGUAAAAAAAACAUAUAUCCGAGGACGGUGCAAUGUUAAUAUUUUCUGUAGUAGGCCUGCUUGUUUUGGCCCUUAAAGAACAUUAAGCCACUGAUUAAACCUGAACCACGCUACAUGUUCUUCUUCUUCUUCUUGCAUUACCCAUCAGUGGUUAAAGGUGCAGCUUGGCACCUUCAUGUAGCUGAUUUAGACCUGCACAUAUCAUUUGUUCCCUUGUUUUUGCAUUCUAAAAUGCUCAGAUAUCUACAGAGGUCAGCACAGAUGAUAUUAAAUGUUUAGAAUAAGUCAUGAAAUUGAUGGGAAAAAAAUUAUGCUUUCCAAAAUUUGGUUAUUUCAAUUCGCAAUUAUUUGUGUUCCUUCUACUAUACGUUUUUUCUCCAUCUAUUUGCAUGAACUUUCACUCCGGUGCCAAUGCAGGUGCCACUACUCUUACCCUGGCACGCUUCUUUUUGACAAAAGUCAUAUUUGUAUUUUUAUAUCUAAAUAUUUGUUAUUUAAAUUAUAUACUAGUCUAUCGUCUUACAAUUCAUCAACAAAAAUAUUUCUACUUCAGAGAGGAUAUACAGGAUGAGACUAGGCUUCAUGGAGGUGAAGCCAAGAUUUUGGUGGACUGGUCCCGUUCUAUAUCACCAGUCGGGUGUUUUUUAAAGACUUACUGAAUGUGUCUGGGGUUUUGCACACAUCAAUGUUAAACUAUUAUUAAGAAAUCGUAUACUGUGACUUGAGCUUCGUUGAUGAAUUUGUUAGAACAUGGCAGUUUUAGAGUAUAUUGCACUGUUUACGAGUAUCCUCAAAUAACAAGUGUUAUUUGACCUAUUUUGGACAUUACAGUUUUUGUUUUUUUAUUGUUUAUUUUGUACCAUUAUUUUAAAGAAACUGGAUAUGGUUUGUUGUGCAUGAAACCUUAAUAUUUUCAAAAAUGAAACAUCAUUUUCUGAAACAAAAAAGCAACAAAAAUGUCAUGACAUUCUAAGAAUGAGUCAUUGUAUAUUAUGAUGCCAUUUUCACUGUAUUUGGUGAAUUAAUAAAUGGUGAAAGAACAUGUAAAUGUGUUUCUUUGGUAUGACUUUUGUCCCAAGACACUUCUUAUUUUUUGUUACUAAGAAUUCAAAGAGGAUGAAUCAUAUACACCCAACAAUUGACCAAACAUCAGAAUGGCCUGGGCCUGACAAAAGGCAAUGGGAGCACUGUGACGAUUAAACAUUAAAAGGGAUGUAUUCUGAGAAACAACAGAACACAAGUGUGUUUGUAGUAUCAAAAAGCAAAAGUCCUCUUUGUAGCCUUUGAAGUCAGUAGCCAAGAUCUCAGUGACAGCAAAUACUGAUUCUUAAUUAAAGGAGGAUAAGCGAUCCAUCUGUUAUGCUGUUAAACAGCUCGAUGUCGGCCUACACUAGUGAAUUUAUUACACCACAGACCCCUGGGGAGCAAUGACUGACCACAUGAUCAUCUAUCAGAGUUUACAUGUGCAGCGUCCUCAUACAGUAGCUCUCACAAAGAGAUGGAAGCAGGCCUCUAAACACUCGUUUGACUAGUGCAGCAAGACAAAGCUUUGUCAUGCACCAUGCAAAACCAAAAAGAAAGCCAGUAUGCUCUGUGGUUUAUUUGGUACAUUAUACUGUCACACAAUGGCAAAAACCAAACAUUGAACCAUUUAUCAAUCCCUUUUUGUUGGCUUCUUGCUUGCUAGUUUCCAGAAACUCUCGUUCACAAUAAAAUUAGAAUGAAGGUGUUAUCUUGUUCAGGGUUGUCAACAGUCAAACUAACAAACUGUACACAUAAAUAUACUGCUGUGUAAUUUUUUAUCAAAUCAAAAUUUCAGUUUUUUUACACUAGGUGAGCAACUCCAUAACUAAUUUCUCUUAAAACAUUAACAGACCUGUAUAAUGAUGUGGAGUUUGGUUUAAGGAAACUUGAAGAACACUGCACUACAUUGUUUGCCAACAGUUUCAGUCAGGAAAUUGUGUCAGUUAAAAUCAGCCCUCUUCCACCUGCGGUACACAAACCUGCAGGCCAUCGAGAACUCACUAGAAAUGAAUUUCCUUGUAAUCUCACUGCAGGAUUUUUCUGGAAAUCACAGAUAGGAUUUUCAGGCUCAUUUGUGUAUCUCAUGUGUUUGGAAUAACAUGUACAGGACACAUCUAUAAAAA
Eleginops maclovinus (Patagonian blennie) is the source of this 3428-nucleotide messenger RNA. It is a transcript of the gene camk2n1a, whose product is annotated as calcium/calmodulin-dependent protein kinase II inhibitor 1a. Gene Ontology annotation, molecular function: calcium-dependent protein kinase inhibitor activity; protein kinase binding. Lineage: Eukaryota; Metazoa; Chordata; Actinopteri; Perciformes; Eleginopidae. The record is from RefSeq and is a predicted model, not a curated record. The transcript has 2 exons. The coding region runs from base 357 to 596 and encodes 79 amino acids. Gene Ontology annotation, biological process: negative regulation of protein kinase activity.